GUACGAAAUUUUUGAUCAUAGCGGAAUCAUCACAUCCCAGUGUAGAUGCAAUACUUUAUCGUACAUAUGAUAUAUAUAGUGAUUAUGUAAUGAAAAAUCCUUUUUAUACACCUGAAAUGCCAAUUCGAAGUGAAUUAUUUGAUUUAAAUUUACAAAAAUUGAUGAAACAAAUUGGUGGAUAA
Molecule: messenger RNA, 182 nt
Organism: Diversispora eburnea
Lineage: Eukaryota; Fungi; Glomeromycota; Glomeromycetes; Diversisporales; Diversisporaceae
Source: the annotation of a GenBank genome assembly